UAUUAUGCCUAAAUUCACUGUUGUCAAUCUGAAGCCUCCAUGUGAUCGCGAGCAACACGCGGGAAACAAGCUCGAUUCAUUACUGAGCCUCAGAUUUAUAUCCGUAUUCACGCAUCUGUGUUUAUAUGUUAUUACAUUUCUCCACUGGUUUCUUUGAACAAAGGUGAUGCUGACCUCUAAACUGCUGACCCUGGUGCUGGUAGUGCAGCCCGGCCGGGUGUUACUGGGCAUGAAGAAAAGAGGCUUUGGAGCGGGCAAAUGGAAUGGGUUUGGAGGGAAAGUCCAGACAGGAGAGACCAUAGAGCAGGCUGCCAGAAGGGAGCUGCUAGAGGAAAGUGGCCUCACUGUUGACAGCCUCCACAAGAUUGGAAAUAUCAAAUUUGAGUUUAUUGGGGAAACAGAACUGCUGGAUGUCCACAUUUUCAGAGCCGACACCUAUAAAGGAGAGCCAACCGAAUCAGACGAGAUGAGGCCACAGUGGUUUGACAUAGAUAAAAUACCUUUCAGCCAGAUGUGGGCAGAUGACGUCCUGUGGUUCCCGCUGAUGCUUCAGAAAAAGAAGUUCUUGGGAUAUUUCAAAUUCCACGGUCAUGAUGUGAUAGUGGAGCAUAAACUGGACGAGGUGGAUGAUGUUUGAUUGGAGUUUUAAUACCAUUGAUGGACAUUGUCACUGUAUCAGUGGAAAUUAUCCAGCAAAAUCUGAUGUUCACACUACUGAAUACGUCUUCAUGGAGCACGACAUGCAUAAGAAAAUAACGUUAUCCAUUAGUUUGAUGUUCCAUUUAUAUUUUGGUUGAAUCCUCAGAUGCAUCAUGAUCUGUAUUCUGAUAUGUUUUGUUUUUACCUGUUUCUUUGUUCCUCAUUCCUACAACUGAUUUUCCAUCAGUAUACACACACAAAAUAAACUUUAAUAAAGUUCUUUCAUCUUCAAA
This is a messenger RNA of Ctenopharyngodon idella (grass carp), 932 nucleotides long. It is a transcript of the gene nudt1, whose product is annotated as nudix (nucleoside diphosphate linked moiety X)-type motif 1. The record is from RefSeq and is a predicted model, not a curated record. Gene Ontology annotation, molecular function: 8-oxo-7,8-dihydroguanosine triphosphate pyrophosphatase activity. Gene Ontology annotation, biological process: DNA protection. NCBI's taxonomy places the organism in Eukaryota, Metazoa, Chordata, Actinopteri, Cypriniformes, Xenocyprididae. The transcript is spliced from 4 exons. The coding region runs from base 167 to 637 and encodes 156 amino acids.